AUGGUGGCCACUAUUAAAGAAGCGCAAUUGUGCCGUUUAUGCCCACCUGGACUCACUCUCAGUCCAGAGGAGUUCAGAGAAAGGACUGUACGUAGGAGGGUACCAGGUUCCAAAAGGCACAUGGCUGCUAGUGAAAACUGUGGAAAGAUCGACCAACUGACCAUCGGUUUGUUGUUUGGGACGGACCCGAGGGGGUCAUACGCUAGAGAGCUUCCUCAUACCCAGAAGGAUGUUGAGUUAGGGGGUUAG
Prunus armeniaca (apricot) is the source of this 249-nucleotide messenger RNA. The record is from the annotation of a GenBank genome assembly. NCBI's taxonomy places the organism in Eukaryota, Viridiplantae, Streptophyta, Magnoliopsida, Rosales, Rosaceae.